AUGUUCGUCAAACAUGCCUGGUUGACAUUCUAUUACGGCCUGUCACAGACUCGCGCACAGAGAUGGUUCAUCCACAUGAUGCAGUUCAUCGCUGCGGCGUUUGGCAUCAGCUCCAUCUUUGUCGUCCUGUUGCAGUGUGUGCCUCUGAGCGGCGUAUGGCGUCGAAACCUGGAGCCUCGAGAAGAGUACGCAGAUGCCAAGUGCAUCAACUUGAUGGCAUUCUUCUACUUUAACUCGAUCUUUAUGAUCGUCAACGAUAUCAUCAUGUACCUGAUACCCAUGGUGCUGCUGUGGUGGAAGGUCGAGAUGAUCCGCGACCAUCGAUGGAGUUUGUAUGCGUUGUUCGGGAUCUGCUUCCUGGUUAUCGUGGCGAGUGUUCUCAGAUUUGUCGCCGUCUACGAGGUCGACCAUACACCUAACCUCUCGGAAAACUAUGCUCUCGUCUUCCUUUGGGCCAGUGUGGAAAACCACGUCGGCAUCUGUACCGCCUGUGCCGGAGCUCUCAAGACCAAAUGGUGCACCACAUACAAGAAAGUCAGAGCCCUCUCGAUGGAUCUCAAGAACAAGUCAUGGCUUGCCUCAAUCUCGACAACCACCUCGUCGUCCGUUGCACACACCUCCCAGAGCACCGAAGAGCGCAGACUGUACGACCGAGCCAGCAGCAACGCGUCAUCCCUCGACGAUGUGCCGGCGGAUCAAGGCAAAGGCCCAUACAUGCGGAUGGAACUGGUCGAGAUGCACCCUGGCAGACGGAUCUCUUUGCUCGACAAGCAUUACGCCAGGGCCCCUCCCAUGCCGCCCCUGUCCCCGAGUGGGCUUUGA
Molecule: messenger RNA, 822 nt
Organism: Cladophialophora carrionii CBS 160.54
Lineage: Eukaryota; Fungi; Ascomycota; Eurotiomycetes; Chaetothyriales; Herpotrichiellaceae
Exons: 3
Coding region: 1-822 (273 amino acids)
Source: RefSeq, a predicted model, not a curated record